AUGGAUCCUAGCAGUGAUUACCACUUCCUCAGUGAUGUUCUAGGGAAAACAGUGAAAAUCACACUGAAAUGUGGCGUAUUCCAAGGAGUGUUGCAACAUGUGGAUUCCAACCGAAGUAUCUUUAUAAACAGAGUUAAGAACUUGGAAAAUGGUAGGUGUGUUCCAGGAGUGAAGAUGUUUUUUGGUCAUGAAAUUGUGAAUGUGCAAUUGCUUGAUGAAUCAAAGAAAUGCGAAGCUGAAGGAAUGGAAACUCCUACCAGCAGGGAAAAUCCAGCUACUAGAAUUGCUGCUGAGGACAAAGGAAAGCCACUGAAGCAGAAUACCCAGAGUUCUAAUGCCACUUCCCAAGAGAGGAAGCAGCUGAACCUUUGUCAGUUCAAAUCUACAUAUUCAGAUGAAGACACAGAGGAGGCUAUAGAAUACAUUGUCAUCGAUCAGUUCCAAAGGAAAUUUGGUUCUGCUAUGAUGCACAUCAAAAAGCAAAAUGUUUGUGCUAUAGCAGCAGAGGGUGUCAAUCUGUGUCGUCAUGGAAAACUCUCUUGGCUGCAGGUAGCAACAAAGAGCCAUGUUUUCUUAUUUGACAUUUUCCUUCUGGGAGCUCGAGUGUUCAAGAAUGGCCUCCAAAUGGUACUGGAAGAUACGAACAUUUUGAAAGUUAUCCAUGACUGUCGGUGGCUUUCUGAUUGCCUUUCUCAUCAGUAUGGAAUUAUGCUGUCCAAUGUCUUUGAUACUCAGGUUGCUGAUAUCUUGUCCUUUUCAAUGGAAACAGGUGGCUUCCUUCCACACCGUAUUUGCACUCUACAAGAAUGCAUGAGGCAGCACCUAGAGAUGCCUUACAAACAGGUUUCUUUCAUGACACGAAGGCAGCAUGCAGUUGAAAGAAACCCUGAGGUGUGGUUUGUGAGACCCCUUCCACCUGCAUUGCUGAAUGUGCUGGCUCUAGAAACAUUCUACCUUCUCCCUCUUCGUAUGAUGUUCCUGGAUAAAAUUAUGUCUGACCUAACAACUUUGGUUGAUGGAUACCUAAAUGCAUUUCGAGAAGGCUCUGCAGACCCACUGGGGAGCACAGAGUUCUCUUGCAUGGAGCUGCCACAAGAGCUACGACAGUUGGCAGAUUUUCACAAGCUACGAAGAGAAAAAGCAUUGCAGAAGUUUCAGCAGAAUGAAGAAGGCCUCCUCAUUAGAACACCAGUGGAGACUGUGGCGAAAAAGACAGCAAGAAAGGAGGGAAACCAAAGAGAUAGCACUGGCUUCAUUCCUUUGAAUAGGGCAGCGUUCCUUAUAACAUCUGGUGCCAGUACUGUCCGUUUCUUGGAUCCAGUUGGCCAGGACUACUCUCGAUCGGCAAUUUCCGUCAGCGCCAGGCUCUACCAGUCGAGCAAGGAACAAGUCGAUACAAGAGGGGUCCUUGUGGGUUCUGCGUGGGGGGACGAGCACGGGGCGCGGGCUCAGGGGCUAGGCAGGGCCGCCUGCCAAGCCCGCCAGAAAGUGUUUUGUGGGUUGGGGCUCCGGGCGCCAGGCGGGGGUGCUGAGUUCGAUUAUUCCGGCCUGGCCAUGGCGCCUCUCCUCCCCCCCGCCAUGGCUCCCCGUGUCCCUGCUCCUCUCCUCUCAGUGAGCGAAAGUGGCCGCCGCCGCCGUCCCAGCGCCCGCAGCCGCCGCCUCCUCCUCAACAGCGAUAGCGCGGCCGCCAUCUUGGCGAGGCAGAAGCCGAGAGGCAUCGCGGCAGGACACAGGCAGCGCCAUCGCAGGCGACGCAGCUCAGGGCCGGCCGGAGCGAGCGAGCGGCCAACUCGGGAGUCACCCUCGGCCCGAGUCGCGCCACGCACCCAGGUGAGACGCGGGCCGGGCAGGUGCCGGCGCGGCGGGGACCCUCGGGGGACAGGCCGCCGCUCCCCACCCGCCCACCUUCCCGGCUCCCGCAGCAGCGUCCCCGGUAGCAAGGCCUUUUCUUAA
Molecule: messenger RNA, 1953 nt
Organism: Euleptes europaea (tarantolino)
Lineage: Eukaryota; Metazoa; Chordata; Lepidosauria; Squamata; Sphaerodactylidae
Gene: EXD1
Product: exonuclease 3'-5' domain containing 1
Exons: 12
Coding region: 1-1953 (650 amino acids)
Biological process (GO): nucleobase-containing compound metabolic process
Molecular function (GO): nucleic acid binding; 3'-5' exonuclease activity
Source: RefSeq, a predicted model, not a curated record